This is a messenger RNA of Aspergillus campestris IBT 28561, 1452 nucleotides long. It is a transcript of the gene fmqD, whose product is annotated as FAD-dependent monooxygenase fmqD. The transcript has 5 exons. Lineage: Eukaryota; Fungi; Ascomycota; Eurotiomycetes; Eurotiales; Aspergillaceae. Gene Ontology annotation, molecular function: FAD binding; oxidoreductase activity. The record is from RefSeq and is a predicted model, not a curated record. Bases 14 to 1447 code for a protein of 477 amino acids.
GUUCGCCGCACCAAUGUUGAUUGCCCCUUUCAUGCUGGCCAUGGCUCUGGGAACCAACCCUAACAUCCCCGCACUUUUCAGCCCGGUCCUGUCGCCGGGUGCGGAAAUCUGCCUUCCAAGCGACAAAGUUUGCGGUCCGGUCAUCUCACGAUGGUCUACAUUCAAAACCCCAUCAUAUAUAGCUACAAUAAAACCGGCUACCGAGGAAGAUGUUCAGAAAAUUGUGCAAACCGCCACAAAGGCAGAACUUCCCUUCUUCGUCACAGGGGGAGGGCACGGAGUCAGCAUGAGGUUCUCGGCCGUCCGGGACGCCAUCAAUAUCGACCUGAGCAACUUGAAAUCGGUCCAAGUCGAUUUGGCUGGUAGUUUGGUGACGAUUGGGAGUGGGGUUGAGAAUGCCCAGCUCUACGAUCUGCUGGCAUCGCUUCGGAAAGAAACACCUCUGACCACCGAGCGCUGCAUCAAUACAGUCGGGACCACCAUUGGAGGGGGCUUGGGGCCACUGUACGGAAUUCAUGGCCUAACACUGGACGCACUACUCUCCGUUCGCCUGGUCACAGCAGCUGGAGAACUGUUGACCGUAAGCCCACAUGAGAAUCCGAAUCUUUUCUGGGCCAUCCGCGGGGCCGGCGCCAACUUUGGUGUUGUCACCUCCGCCAGGUACCGGAUCUACGAUGAGACCAAUGCUGGAAACCGCAUCCAAGCCAUCUUUCAAUUUGCGCCCAUUGGCAACCUCUCCGUUUUUGAGCUGCUACAGUCCUGGGACGACCACAUACCCCCGGAACUUUUCCUGGGGGUUCAUCUGUCAUACGACCAGACGAGUCGGAAGCCCACCAUCACGAUGAAAUUCGACUUUACUGGGCGCAAGGAGGCCGCACAACAGUAUCUAGAUCAGAUCCAGGGACUGAACCCGAUCUAUCAAUCCAUCGAGACAAUCCCGUGGCACAAUAACCAGUCCCCAGACCCGCCGGAAUGUGAGCGAGGCAAAUACACCAGCCUAUGUAGUUUUGGCCUCCAUCGGACCGACCCGAUCGCCCUUUCCGAGUACCUUCACAACCUCACCGAAUUUGCAGCCGCACGUCCCUGGUUGAAUGCCACGUUGAUGUGGCAACGUCUGUCCCCAGGAUUUGUGACAACGGUGCCCGAGAACCACCGAGGAGUGUACCCGUGGCGUGAUACCAAAGUGAACGUAGGCCUGUCCGCGACGUACCCUGGGCCGGAAUAUGACGACAUUGUAAAUGACUUCGUGAGACGAGCCCGGGAACGCCUCAACGAAGCCAUGGGCUACGCAGGCCUUCAUGUCUACGUUAAUCAGGCCAUUGGAGAUGAAGGGCCUGCCGCAUGGUAUGGAGAGAAGAAUCUGGAGAGGUUGGGGGCGCUGAAACAUCAAUGGGAUCCAAGCCAUCACUUCGGAGCGAGUGCCCCCAUUACCAGUCGUAGUGACUAGUUGCG